AUGUUAUUGCCAAAACUUCGGUGUUUGUUCACCGUAGGAAGGUUGAAUCCAGCGGUUACGGCAUGCUACCACUCACAGAAGGGUGUCUACGGAUACAAACCGUUAAAGAAACAUGAUUCGACCCAGGUCAGCCAGAAUGUGAUCUCUAACAGAGCACAGAAUGCUAAUGUGUACCGGUUAGUGGAAGCCUAUAGAAAGUAUGGUCAUAGACAAGCCAUGCUGGAUCCUCUUAGACUGCAGACUGUUGAGGAUGUACCAGAGCUGUGUCCCUCAAAGUAUGGUUUGUCAGUUGACAGCCAGGACAGUUUCUCUACAGAGGGCAUCUUAUGUACCGACCAGGGUACAAUGACUCUGUCUCAGAUGGUAAAGUUUCUCGACAAGGAGUACUGUGGACCCAUAGCUGCAGAGUUUGACCAUCUAGAGACAGAGGAAGAACGCAACUGGUUUGCAGAAGCAUUUGAAUCAAAAAGAAACAAAGAAUUCUCUCCUGAUCAGAAGAUUUCCUUGGCAACACUUAUGUUGAGAUGCCAGGCAUUUGACCAUUUCCUGGCAAACAAGUUCACAACAGUGAAACGAUAUGGAGGGGAAGGAGGUGAAAGUAUGAUGGGGAUGUUUAAAGAGAUUUUCCAGAAGAGCUCAGAGAGUGGAGUGUCAGAUAUAGUGAUAUGUAUGCCCCACAGAGGACGGUUAAACUUCCUUACCUGUAUGUUGCAAUUCCCUCCUGUCAUCAUGUACCAGAAGAUGAAAGGUAUGACAGAGCUUCCACCAGGUGCCGUAGGGACUGGAGAUGUUCUUUCUCAUUUAUAUACAUCAACUGAUCUGGAAUAUGGCAGUAACAAUGUACAUGUUUCCCUGAUUCCAAACCCUUCCCACUUAGAGGCAAACAACCCAGUAGCUGCAGGAAAGGUGAGAGCCAAACAGCAGACUCUAAGAGAGGGAGACUACUGUGAUGAAGAAGGGACGUCCCCUGGGGACAAGGUGCUUUGCCUACAGGUGCAUGGUGAUGCCUCCUUUUCUGCUCAGGGUGUUGUUGCAGAGACAUUUGCGUUUGCUGAAUGUCCUCACUUCAGAGUCGGAGGCAGUGUUCAUCUCAUCAUCAACAACCAGGUUGGAUUUACAACGGAGGCAGAACGUGGCAGGUCCUCUAGAUACUGCAGUGAUUUGGCCAAAAUGAAUGGUUACCCAGUUCUUCAUGUAAAUGCUGAUUCCCCAGAGGAUGUUAUGAGAGCCACCACUAUAGCCAUGGACUACAGAAACAAAUUUCGUAAAGAUGUCAUCAUUGACUUCAUAUGCUUCCGGAAGUAUGGACACAAUGAGAUUGACGAUCCUUCGUUUACCCAGCCCAUCAUGUAUCGUACCAUCAACAGUCGCACCAGUAUACCAGACAUGUAUGCCAACAAACUUGUGGAUGAGGGUGUGUGUGGACGGGAUGUGCUGGACAAGGCUAUCCAGGAGUGGUCAGAGACUCUGGCCAAGGACAUGAGUGCAGUGGACACACACAUUCCUCAGCAGCGACAUCUUCAGCAACAAUGGUCAGGACUGGUUCAGGCAUCAGACUCUGUAACAACAUGGGACACAGGUGUGGCAUCAGAUAUCCUCAAGUUUGUUGGAGCCAAGUCAGUUGACAUUCCUUCUGACCAGAAUGUGCACCCCACUAUACAGAAGACCCAUGUGGAGCGGCGUCUACAGAGAAUAACUGAGGGCAAUGACCUAGACUGGGCAACAGCUGAGGCGCUGGCAUUCGGGUCACUCCUGUACCAAGGCUUCAAUGUACGGAUCAGUGGACAAGAUGUUGGGCGUGGCACAUUCAGUCACAGACAUGGGAUGAUUGUUGACCAGGAGACAGAUAACAUUGUCAUACCCCUCAACCACAUGUCUGAUCAUCAGAAAGGCUACAUGGAGGUGGCCAACAGUGCACUGACUGAGGAAGCAGUCCUUGGCUUUGAGUAUGGCAUGAGUCUUGAGAACCCCAAUAACUUAGUCAUCUGGGAGGCCCAGUUUGGAGAUUUCUUCAAUGGAGCCCAGAUUAUCAUUGAUACUUACAUUGCCAGUGGAGAAGACAAAUGGCUCUUACAGUCAGGACUGGUUAUGUUACUACCUCAUGGUAUGGAUGGAGCCGGACCAGAACACUCAUCUUGUCGUAUGGAAAGGUUCCUACAGAUGUGUGACAGUAGUGAACAUAAGGUUGACAGCGAUCAAGUCAACCUUCAGGUGGCAAACCCCACAACUUCUGCGCAGUACUUCCACUUAUUGAGGAGACAGAUGGUAAGAAACUAUCGUAAGCCCCUGGUUGUAGUUGCCCCAAAGGUCCUACUGCGUCUGUCAGCUGCCACAUCCUCACUCUCAGAUAUGACACCUGGUACUAGUUUUAAGCCUGUCCUUGGAGACCCAGGGGUAAAAGGAGACAAAGUCGCUAAGGUCAUAUUCUGUACAGGCAAGCAUUUCUACAACCUUCAGAAAGAAAGGGACAGUAAAAAUCUCCAGGACACUGCCAUUAUACGACUGGAGAGCCUGUGUCCAUUCCCUACAGCAGAACUACAGGCAGAGCUUGUUAAAUUUCCAAGUGCAAAAGAUUUUGUGUGGAGCCAGGAGGAGCACCGUAACAUGGGGGCUUGGACAUUUGUCUCUCCUAGAUUUGAAAACCUAGUGGGACGUAAGCUUCGAUAUGUUGGUCGCGAUCACUUGGGCUGCCCAGCCACUGGGAUCGGGGAAGUUCAUCGGGCUGAAGCACAACAACUUCUGCUGGACACCUUCAGUUGACCAUUCCUGUAGACUGCUAACUGCUGUUCAUGUAAUGCACCUGUAUGUUUGUAACUUAAUUGUGCAUGGUACCGAGAUGUUGCUACUUAACAAGGCUUUAUGUAACAAAGAAAUGACAGAGACUGUCUGUUGUAAGAAGACCGUUUUAAUUUUUUUUCUAAGAGAAUAAUCAGAUUUGUGUUUUAUAAACAAGAAUUAGUAAUGACAAUCAGAAGGAUUAAGCUAGUUUGGUUUGUCACAAAUGCUGUUAUUUAGUCAUGUCAUAAAAUUAAAUUGUUUGGCAAGCUUCAAAAUUAGGUGUUGCUCAGAAAAACCAUAACUUUGCCUUCUUAAGUAACAUGGUUUACUUUUGUAAUAAAUGUCUCUUUGUAAAAAAAUUACCAAAAUAUCUACAAAAUUAUGAAUUCAAGAUAUUCAAUUUUCAUUUUGGUCAGAAAGUUAUGAUUUACUUUGAAGGCUCAAUAUUUUUUUUUUUCUUUUUUAUCUUUUAUGUAUACAGUGGAAUGGAAUAUUGUCACAUUUUAUUGAAGUUACUCUUUGCGAAGUCAGGCCAAAUCCACCUUUUUAAAGCUGCAAGUUUUCAGUCUGGACAGGAAACCAUUUGUCAUUUGUUAUCUUCACAUUAAUAGGCCCCUCAAUACCCUUAGUGUAGCUAUCUAGUGAUGUUAUUUGAUCACCUAAUUGAAUGUUGUCACAACCUCACGUCAUUGUUAUAUUAUACCAAUAUUUUAACAGAUAGUAUUUGUUUUUGAAUAGCGUUCACAAAUCAUGAAUGUAAUAUACAUAUAUUUAUUAAAUCCUUACAAAUAUACAAAACAUUUUAGGAAUGUGGAAUUUUUUUUUGAUGCUGAUGCCCAUUACAUUUUGACAGUGCUUGGCUGUUUCAGUAAGCAAAGGGUUAACUAGUACCUAGUGUCAUUUUAAUCAGGACUACCCAAGUACACACAGAAGUUACUUGUCAACCAGUACCUGGGGUUUAAAUAGACAUCCUACGCCUUUUCCAGAUGCUGUAUGAAACCAUUUAAAAGCCUUUGUGUAAUGUAUUGAAUUUCAGAUGUUGAAAAUGCUUACGUUUUUUCUUCUUGUUUGUAAGAACAUUUACUUUGGACCUAAGUGUGGUUUUCAGAAUGGGAAAUACAACUAUUGAAGGAGUUGAUUUGAACUUCUCAAUAUACCUGUUGCUUUUUAGGAAAUAUUUAAAUUUUAUGUUUGGAAUUUAUGUCAAAGGGGUCAGAUUAGAUUUUGAUAUUGAUGGUACUUCUGAAUUGGCAUUAAUUAAAAGAUAUGCUGGCAUGGUAAACAAUAUUGGCAUGACUUGAUAUAUGUAUUUUAAAACUUAAAGAGUUUAUUUGAAAUUACAAACAAUUUAAGUUUGAAUGGAUUUUAUUUACACUGCUACUAAACAGAUUUCAUUGUGAUAUUAAUAUAUUUAGAGAUGCUCAUGUAUUUAGAUUUGUUUCCAUUGAUAUGCAAUUAGGACCUUACAGUCAUAAACCAAUAUAAAGCAAGUGAUGUCUGGAUAUAAUGUAACUGAUGGUGAAUGGA
This is a messenger RNA of Ylistrum balloti, 4305 nucleotides long. RefSeq names its product 2-oxoadipate dehydrogenase complex component E1-like. Bases 1 to 2760 code for a protein of 919 amino acids. Gene Ontology annotation, biological process: tricarboxylic acid cycle. Lineage: Eukaryota; Metazoa; Mollusca; Bivalvia; Pectinida; Pectinidae. The record is from RefSeq and is a predicted model, not a curated record. The transcript has 23 exons. Gene Ontology annotation, molecular function: thiamine pyrophosphate binding; oxoglutarate dehydrogenase (succinyl-transferring) activity.